Cercospora beticola is the source of this 1546-nucleotide messenger RNA. It is a transcript of the gene LRP1, whose product is annotated as Lrp1p. Gene Ontology annotation, cellular component: exosome (RNase complex); nucleolus. Gene Ontology annotation, biological process: regulation of gene expression; maturation of 5.8S rRNA. The record is from RefSeq and is a predicted model, not a curated record. NCBI's taxonomy places the organism in Eukaryota, Fungi, Ascomycota, Dothideomycetes, Mycosphaerellales, Mycosphaerellaceae. Gene Ontology annotation, molecular function: RNA binding; DNA binding.
CAAAAAUCCCCAAACCUGCCGCCGAAAUGGAAUCAAUACAACCGCAAAUCGAGGACCUAAUCACAAACAUCGACGACCUCGAGACCGCGCUUCAACCCAUCAUCAAAACCGCUCUCAGUGCAACCACCUCGAAACUUCCUCUUCUCGACAAAGCGAAGCUCUACGUCCUCGCCACAUACGCGAUCGAAUCAAUACUCUUCUCCUACCUCCGCCUCAAUGGUGUCGACGCGAAAUCACAUCCGAUCUUCCAAGAACUCACGCGCGUGAAAGAAUACUUCAACAAGAUCAAGACCGCUGAAGCGGCAGGAGUGGGAAGCAAGAACAAACUCGAUAAGGACGCUGCUGGGCGGUUCAUCAAGGCGGGCUUAAGCGGGAAUGAUAGGUAUGACAGGGAGAGGAAGGAGAGGCAAGACAGGGAGAGGGCUGGCGCGAAGAGGAAGUUGGAGAAUAUUGCUGUGGGGACGCAUACAAGAUUUGAUGGGGCUGCGAAGAGAAUAAGAAGUCAAGAGGGAGAAACGGUGGGUGUGGUGAAGGCGAAUGAGGUGGAGGAGAGUGAUGCGACGGGGCAGGAGUCGAAAGAGGGAACGCCGGUGCCUGUGAGGUCAAAGAAGGGAAAGAAGAAGAAGUCGAACAAGGGCUGACAGUGCUCGAUGGAUUAGCAAAAGGUGUGCUUUCUGUACCGGCUGAGUGAACACAUCGCUCUAAUGCUCGAGACAGCUCGGGAUCUUUGAGGCCACUUACAGGUCGUUGGGUACCGCGAGUCGAAUCCGUCAUCCCUAUCGAACCACAGCAGUCUGACCAGCAACGCUCAAGCGAAUUUUGGAUUCAAACGUGGAUUUCGUAGAAUUUUGACGCCCACUGCUUGUGGCGUCGAUUCCAUGUCGCUUCUGAGCAGCAUUAUUGAGCGAUUGGGGCCGCCCACCAUAUCGGGACCCCCCACUGCCCCACGGCUGACGGGCACCUCUCGAGACCUGCCUUCAGCUUGCUUCGCAACAUGGCAUCUACCGGAUAGCUGGAUUCGAGGGCACUCUGCCACUUCUUUCAUUGCACUCGAAGCUCAAAUUCGUUAUCAGCGAGAUGUGGCUACUCGACGUGAAGACCAGAAAGCCCGUCUCUUUUCUCGACGAUCGGCAAGCGGCCGGGAAAUAUGCCAUACUGUCACACACAUGGGAAGAUGACGAAGUCACUUUCUCGGACGUACACUAUCCAAAGGCACGGCUUAUGAGAGGCUACGCUAAGAUCGAGUAUACCUGUCGUCAAGCCGAGAAGGAUGGACUCUUAUACGCGUGGAUAGACACUUGCUGCAUCAAUAAAGAUAGCAGCGCCGAACUCUCAGAAUCCAUCAAUUCCAUGUUUCGCUGAUACCAGAACUCGGCUGUGUGUUAUGUGUAUCUGUCGGAUGUGGCCCUGGAGUCAGAAGUUGAUGCAGCUACGCCCAGGCCAGAGAUGACAUCGUGUCACACGAAAGUGCAACGCCUGUCAGAGACACUUCGCAGCUGUCGUUGGUCGACGAGGGGAUGGACACUGCAAGAAAUGAUUGCCCCGC